CAUAAAAAUGCCAUAAAACCACAUAAAAGUAACAUAAAUGAUGAUUAUCAUUAUGUAAUAAAAAUUAAAAUGUUUGGCUAUUUGAAUAAAAUUAUUAGUACGUGAUAUUCAUGUGUAAAAUAUGCUGUUGCGGCCAUGGCUCGCGCGCAGUCAGGGGUUGGGGCGACCCGCCGUAAAGUGUGCUUAUGGAAGAAUAGUUAAUAACGGGGGCAACCUUUGGUUCGCGCGGCGCUCCGCCACACAGCUCUCCCUGCCCCCCUCUGCCUCGUUCCUACAGAACGAUGAGAAGGCCACCGUGGUGCUACUGGGGACGGUGCACUUCAGCAAACAGUCUGUUGAAGAUGUGUCCGACAUAGUAAAAGUUCUGAACCCAAACGCAAUCCUUGUGGAGUUAUGCAGACAAAGAGUUUCGCUUUUGGAGCUCGACGAACAGAAGUUUUUAGAAGACGCCAAAAAGUUUGAUUUACAAAAAGCUCAAAAAGCGGUGAAGGGCCAGUCGUUUGUGUCGGGCAUGCUGCACGCGAUGCUAUUGAAGACGUAUGCGGACAUAUCCAAAGAGCUGGGCGUCGCGCCCGGCGGGGAGUUCCGCAGGGCUUAUCAGGAGAUGAAAAAAAUACCUGGCUGCAAACUCUUCCUUGGCGAUAGGCCGAUACAGACCACCAUAGCGCGAGCUUUCCAGUCCCUGUCGGUCUAUGAGCUGGGACAAGUGUUGUUUCAUUUGUCCAAGACCAGUCCGAAGCCUUUGAAAAAGGAGUCUCUCGAAAAGUACAAAGACAAAGACUUCGUGCAAGCGCAAUUCGAUGAAAUAACGAACGAAGUGCCGGCCUUCAAGAAGAUAUUCCACGUGUUCGUGGACGAGCGCGACCGCUGUCUGGCGUACUCCCUGCAAGAGUGUGUUAAAUCUGUGGAGAAUCCCCGGGUGCUCGGUGUAGUGGGAAUGGGGCACGUGGACGGCAUAAGCAGAUACUACGGCAAAAUGGAGGUUGAACAAAUUGCACCCUUGCUGUUCUCCAACGAGAAGACUCCACAAAACUAGAAGAAUCAAGAACUUUUGUUCGAAAUGCCCCAUCGUUGGCUGUACCAUUAGUUCCACAACCACCGGCAUACAAAUAUUACUUUUGGAAAGGCGUAAAGUUUUUGUUUAUAUUUUGGAUAUGCAGUGUAAUUUAUAGAAAACUGUUUUUAUAGUGAAAUGAUAAAUCAAUCAUAUAGUCA
This is a messenger RNA of Plutella xylostella (diamondback moth), 1215 nucleotides long. Its product is annotated as traB domain-containing protein. NCBI's taxonomy places the organism in Eukaryota, Metazoa, Arthropoda, Insecta, Lepidoptera, Plutellidae. The record is from RefSeq and is a predicted model, not a curated record.